AUGCGUUGGUCGCCUCCCGUCGUGGCCGGUCAUAAUCCUGCCCCGUCACCGCUGCUGCUGACCAUCGUUCUCUUCCAUGGCCUCCUUGUCAGCGUCGUCACCGAUGUCGUUUUUGGUAGAUGGUCCGCUUCCUCCGUGCCAGACUGCGCUCCCUGCGGUGAUCAGUGUUCGGGCAUGCCCAAAUGCUACCAGGUCUCGGUGGAAGACUGUCGGUGCUGCUGGAUGUGCGAGCGCGGCCCGCAGCAGGUUUGCGGUCGUAACGGCUCCUGGCUCGGCAUCUGUAUCCCAGGGAUGGCCUGCGUCCCAAUGACUACCGCGACGACGACGACGAUCACCAGCCACUCUCAUGCUAUCACGACCACCAUCAGCAGCGACAGCAUCGGAACCUGUCAAAACAUUCCUCAAAACUGUACUAAUGCGGAAACGGUCAGCGGCCGCGUUUUUCAGACUUUCUUUGUCGGAUCUGUUUCGUUGCACAAAAACAUCAACAGUCUCGAAGGUCGUGGAAUGACUACGAAAAAAGUGUCUCUUUCCACGGCUGCCGCGGCCGCCUCCUCACUGGCACCGGCGAACGAUGAACUUUGCCUCAUGGCCACGGUUACAUCGAACGAACGAUCAACCGGAUGGGGUGUCGACGGAUGGCCUGUCGUUAUUCAAACAACGACCUACGUUGCAGCAGCCGUCGUCGUUUGUUGA
Molecule: messenger RNA, 696 nt
Organism: Soboliphyme baturini
Lineage: Eukaryota; Metazoa; Nematoda; Enoplea; Dioctophymatida; Soboliphymatidae
Source: the annotation of a GenBank genome assembly